CAGAAGAUGUCGACUGUGUCUGCUGCCAGCGUGGAGCAUGCUGCUGUGACUGACGGCACUGAGCAGAAGAAGCCACUAAAACCUUGCUGCGCUUGUCCAGAGACCAAGAAAGUCAGGGAUGUUUGCAUCAUUGAAAAAGGAGAGGAGAAGUGCACAGCCCUAAUUGAGGCACACAAAGACUGCAUGAGAGCACUUGGAUUCAAGGUUUAACUACUCCAUUUUGUGUGUGUGGGUGUUGCUGUGCAAGUGGAAGACGACCCUGGACAUUCCCUUCUUUCCCCCUCUUAUUUAUACCACAACUGGAAGGGAAAUGUGGUGAUCAUGCACUUAGGCUCUGAUGGGUUGACUGUCUUUCUGUGAAAGUGUUUUUUAAAGUCCUUCAGAAUUUAUUUGUAAAUAUCUAAAUUGCUGAUUUGAAAUUAAAUAAAAGUCCUAUGCAUUAA
Dicentrarchus labrax (European seabass) is the source of this 443-nucleotide messenger RNA. Its product is annotated as cytochrome c oxidase copper chaperone. Gene Ontology annotation, biological process: mitochondrial respiratory chain complex IV assembly. The record is from RefSeq and is a predicted model, not a curated record. Gene Ontology annotation, cellular component: mitochondrial intermembrane space. Lineage: Eukaryota; Metazoa; Chordata; Actinopteri; Moronidae. The transcript has 3 exons. Gene Ontology annotation, molecular function: copper chaperone activity; copper ion binding. The coding region runs from base 7 to 210 and encodes 67 amino acids.